This is a messenger RNA of Orussus abietinus, 2005 nucleotides long. It is a transcript of the gene XRCC1, whose product is annotated as DNA repair protein XRCC1. NCBI's taxonomy places the organism in Eukaryota, Metazoa, Arthropoda, Insecta, Hymenoptera, Orussidae. Gene Ontology annotation, biological process: base-excision repair; single strand break repair. Bases 290 to 1759 code for a protein of 489 amino acids. The record is from RefSeq and is a predicted model, not a curated record. The transcript is spliced from 2 exons. Gene Ontology annotation, cellular component: nucleus. Gene Ontology annotation, molecular function: damaged DNA binding.
GUAACAAUAGAACAAGCACAUGACUUGAAAACCUAACCAUAAAUGAUAACUUUUUGCUCUGUGUUUAUAAAGUGUGAGAAUAACAAAGAAAGUUUUCAAUUUAUUUAAGUGCGAUCAGCUAUUUUUAUAAUUACUAUCAAAAGAUGGGCACGUAUCUGUUCCAUAUACCAAGGUACGAAAAAUGGAUUAAUUAGUUCUUAUGAAAAAAUAUGUGACUGGUUUGAGUGAAAACAUUGACAAGGUGCAAAACUAAGUAUUGACUUUUGAGUAAUCAAUUAUUGGUGGAGUAAUGAUUAUCAAAUUAGAAAAAGUUAUUAGCUACUCUUCAGAGCACUCGUCAUAUCCAGCAUCUAAUUUAUUGGAGUAUCGACCCAACAGCUCAUGGAGAUGUGCAAAACCUGGAGAGCUGCUUGCAACGGUUAUUUUUCAAUUAGCAGAACCAUCACGUAUAACUGGGUUAGACAUUGGCAACUAUCGUUCGUGCAUCGUUGUUGUCGAUGCAUCUACGUCAGCAGACCCAGAUAACUGGCUUCCAAUUGUUAAUCACCAAUUUCUUACGCACGAUGAGGCAGCCCGAGGCAAUUUCAGAGACCAAGUGCAACUAUUUACAAAGAAAGAGUUAAAUCCUACCACGUUGCAAAUGAAAUUUGAUAGAGUUAAAGUAACAUGCAUGCAAUCUGCAAACCGAAAAGAACUCUUUGGGCUAUUAUUUAUAAUUCUACGAACUGAAGUUUCAGUAGAUUUAGGAUUAGAUGUGUUCGGAAGGUUUAAGGUAAAAGAUGAUAACACUUCUUCUAAUGUGGAUGAAUUUAAACAGAAAUAUUUUAAACAAUUUGAGGCCAAACACAGUAAUUAUAAAGAUGAAUUGUUAGCAAAAAUUAAAGAAACUGGAGAGAAGAACUUUAUUAAACGUCAGGAGGAAGGACGAACUCCAGCGAAGAGGCCAUUGCUUGAAAAAUUAGAAGCUGGGAAAGCAGAUGAAGUGUUUGGCAAACCAAAGAAUAUAUUUGAUGAACCCAAGAAAAAAUUGUCUUUGUCAGAAGCAAUUUUAGGUUCUGAUGCUAAGAAUACUAUAAAUACUACUCCUGUACAAAGGACUCCAUUUGGAGACAUUCUACCUUCUUCAAAAGUCAAGCCAACAAUUUCAACUCAGAAAAAUGGAAAUGAUGCUUCAAAUGUGAAUCUUAACAAACGUUUAAGCCCACAAAAUGGAGAUAAUGAAGCAGAGGCUAUCCAGAAGAAACUUAAAUGUUCCUUGUGCCAAAAGGAUUCACCCGAUUGUCUAUGUCAAAAUUGUAAUCGCUUGCCACCACAGAAACCUGUACAGUCUUCUCCCAAAAAAGUUGUUAAAAGAAAGCCUAUGAAACAUAAGAAAGCGUUUGAUAAAUUGUUCGAAGGAAUAAGCUUUGCUUUAAGUGGAUACGUUAAUCCACAAAGAGAUAAAAUUAGGAAGAAAGCUUUAAAAAUGGGUGCCAAAUAUAUUGCAAAUCCUGACACCAGAAACAACAAAUGUACUCACUUGAUAUGUGCUUUCAAAAAUACUCCAAAGUCUCAGCAAUUAAAGGGUUUUGCAAAGAUGGUUACUCAUAAAUUUAUUGAAGAUUGUUUUGACAAAAAAAAGCGUUUUCCGUGGAGGAGAUAUGCACUUAACAAAGAAGAUCAGACUGGGCGAGAAAGCGAGGAAGAAAUUGAAGCUACAACAUCCCCUGCUAGAUCUCCCAACCCUUACGAACAAGACACGGACGAAUCUGAUAAUUAAUUUUAGUACAUCGUUUAUUUCUCCUGUGAUCUCUUAUACUCUUCUAUGACUUGGUCCUUACAAAAUGUUCUGUAUGUUUAAUACAUUUUUUAUUUAUAAUUGCUCUUUAAUAGUCUGUUGACAAAAAAGUGACACUAUACGGUUUAUAAAUUAGCUGAUCCUCAUAGAUCGUUAGCAAUAACUACAAAUGUAUAUAAAUUCAUUUUUUUUUUUUACAAAUAGAGCAUUCUAUUUUUUGACACUCUA